CAGUGGCUCUCAACGCAAAGCCCCUGUCAUCUUGCUUGCGCUGCUGCUUGCUCAUUCCCGAUGUGCCAACUGGAAAGAGGAGAGAAGCGACGUUAGUUGUUUGAACGUUAAGGGGAAAACGUUAGGAGAGCCAUGGCGAACUCAGGACAAAAAGUGGUGCUAAUCACCGGUUGCUCCUCCGGGAUCGGGCUGAGGAUGGCGGUGAUGCUUGCUAAGGACGAGAAACAGCGCUUUCACGUCAUUGCCACCAUGCGAGACCUGAAGCGUAAAGACAAGCUGGUGGAGGCAGCAGGUGAUGCGUACGGGAAGAGCCUCUCUCUAGCUGUGUUGGACGUGUGUACGGACGAGUCAGUCAAACAGUGUAUCAACGGAAUCAAGGACAGACAUGUAGACGUACUCAUUAAUAAUGCAGGUAUAGGUCUGGUGGGACCGGUGGAAAGCAUCAGUAUAGCUGAGAUGAAGAGUGUGUUUGAGACCAACUUCUUCGGUGUGAUCCGGAUGAUCAAGGAGGUGAUGCCAGAUAUGAAGAAGAGGAAGGGAGGACACAUCAUAGUGGUCAGCAGUGUCAUGGGACUACAGGGUGUGGUGUUUAAUGACGUGUAUGCUGCCUCUAAGUUUGCAAUGGAAGGGUUUUGUGAGUGUCUGGCUGUACAGCUGCUCAAGUUUAACGUCACUAUGUCUAUGAUAGAGCCAGGCCCGGUCCAUACAGAGUUUGAAUCUAAGAUGAUUCAGGACGUCCGUCAGAAAGAGUUCCCUGGGGCCGAUGCCGAUACCGUCAACUACUUUAAAAACGUCUACCUGCCCUCCUCCGUCGACAUCUUUGAGACGCUAGGACAGACCCCCGAUGACAUUGCCAGGUGUACGAAGAAGGUGAUUGAGCAGGGCAGUUCUGCACGGUUCCGGAACCUUACCAACCCGCUGUACACGCCCAUCGUGGCACUGAAGUAUGCAGAUGAGACGGGCGGCCUGUCAGUGCACGCCUUCUACCAUAUGUUGUUCAACCUGGGGCCCCUGAUGCACGUUAGCAUGAAGGCUAUGCAGUACCUGACCUGUGGAUGUCUACGCUCCAGGACCAUCUCCCCUAACUAGACAUGGACACACACACACACACACACACACAAACACAAACACAAACACAAACACAAACACACACACACACACACACACACACAGAGAGAGAGACACACGCACAGACACACGGGCAUGCAGAGACACACACACACACGGGUACGCAGAGACACACACACACACACAGAGACACACGAGCAUACAGAGACACACACACACACACAGAGAAACACACGAGCAUGCAGAUACGCAAACACAUGGGCACGCAGAGACAAGUGCCAGGCACACAGAGACACACACACACACACACUAGUAUGCAGUACCUCACCUGUGGAUGUCUGCGCUCCAGAAACAUCUCACCCAACACACACACUCACACGGAGAGUCAAGACACACACUUUGAAGACAAACUCAAAACACCCCCUGCAGUUUUAAAGUGUUCCUCCCUCUGUGAGCUGCCAUACUUUGUACUGUUUGUUUUGAUAGAAGCAGAACCUCCAGAAGUUGAAAUGUAACCUCUCUGUCUGUCUAACAUAGACUAUGUAUGUAUAGAUACUAUCUUGUAUGUAAUGUAUGUCAUUUUGAAUAGAAUG
Molecule: messenger RNA, 1661 nt
Organism: Salvelinus fontinalis (brook trout)
Lineage: Eukaryota; Metazoa; Chordata; Actinopteri; Salmoniformes; Salmonidae
Product: retinol dehydrogenase 8-like
Exons: 6
Coding region: 133-1089 (318 amino acids)
Biological process (GO): estrogen biosynthetic process
Cellular component (GO): cytoplasm
Molecular function (GO): estradiol 17-beta-dehydrogenase [NAD(P)+] activity
Source: RefSeq, a predicted model, not a curated record